AUGAUAUUUUGCAGAUUAGAACAAGCAACGGGAUUACCUCUAUCGCGUCAGAUUUAUGAACUACUUGGACUUUCACCUGCAGAAGGAAAAGUUAGGCCAGGACUUUUAGCCGAAGGAACCAUGGCUCAAAUCAAGCACGAACUUCAGAAAUUGCUUAUAAGAAAUGGACGUGGAACUCAUUAUGAGUUUGAGAUCAUCGACAAGUGUAUACAGGACAGCCACUUGCGAUGCCCAUCAAGCUUCCAAGCUAUACAGGACAUGCAGUUAUUGUUCGGCGCAUUGAAGGAUAAUGAUGUCAAGACUGCUGUUUGUACUGCAGAUAAUAGGGUAAACACCGUUGCAAUGCUGCGAAGGUUCGGUGUCGAAGACUUGGUAGACGUUUUAGUUUGCGGUGACGAUCCUGGAUCAAAGCCAAAACCGCAUCCUCGCAAUGCUAGCUUUAUUUGCCAAGCCACGAAUACUCCUCCUGAGAAUACGGUAAUGGUAGGGGAUACGUUGGCAGACUUGGGUAUGGCACGAGCUGCAGGCUUAGGUGCAGCCAUUGGUGUAUUAUCGGGUGUAGGAUCUCUAGAACAUUUGAAAUCACAUGCUGAUAUACUGGUAAGUAGCAUCAAUUUCUCUAGAAUUGCUCGUGCCAGCAUUGAACUGUUUCGUGCCAGCGCAGUCCUUCGACCAAUAGGGGGCGCGUCCAUGCUGAGCUGGCACGGCACUGGCCCACUGGCAACUCUUGACGUCUAG
This is a messenger RNA of Cylicostephanus goldi, 738 nucleotides long. Lineage: Eukaryota; Metazoa; Nematoda; Chromadorea; Rhabditida; Strongylidae. The record is from the annotation of a GenBank genome assembly.